AUGACUCAACGUCCCGUGUCUGAGCAAUUUAAUCUUCAACAAAAGCCGGGAUCUAAUCCACAAUACCGCCAGUCGGCAGACUUAUCUCACCUAAGUCAACAACCGACAAAUAAUAGAAGCUCCCGUCCAACCUCCGAAAUAUUCUCCGCAAAUAACCAUAAUACAUAUCAAUCACCUGAAGCUGAAGCCAUUGAUAAAUGGUUUGAAGAUCUUCAACACUAUGAACAAACUCUUGAAGAAAUGGCUACCGCUAGUUUGGAUCAAAAUUUUAAAGAAGAACUUGGUGCCAUCGAACAAUGGUUUCGAGUGUUAUCUGAAGCAGAACGAACUGCCGCUCUAUAUAGCUUACUACAUCAUUCAACUCAAGUACAAAUAAGGUUCUUCAUAACUGUUUUACAACAAAUGGCAAGAAAUGAUCCGAUGGGUGCUCUCUUGUCACCUGCGAAUCCCGAGAAAG
Messenger RNA from Racocetra persica, 457 nucleotides. Lineage: Eukaryota; Fungi; Glomeromycota; Glomeromycetes; Diversisporales; Gigasporaceae. The record is from the annotation of a GenBank genome assembly.